This is a messenger RNA of Phytophthora sojae, 7566 nucleotides long. RefSeq lists its product as hypothetical. Lineage: Eukaryota; Oomycota; Peronosporomycetes; Peronosporales; Peronosporaceae. The transcript has 14 exons. Gene Ontology annotation, molecular function: phosphatidylinositol-3,4-bisphosphate 4-phosphatase activity. Gene Ontology annotation, cellular component: cytoplasm. The record is from RefSeq and is a predicted model, not a curated record. The coding region runs from base 1 to 7566 and encodes 2521 amino acids.
AUGCGGCGUCGACUUUUGCGAGGCGGCGGGAGGCUCAUGCACGCGGCGGCGUUGCUGCUGCUGCUGCUGCUGGCCUCCGCGCCCACUCUGCCGGCCCGAGCCGCGGCCGAAGACGCAGAGGCGCUGGAGCUGGACUCGGUGCCAGUCGUCGCGGCCUUGGACAAGCACGUGAUCGAGCUCGAGUUCGAGCGCAUGAACCGGAUAGCGCGAGGGGACGUGGGCGACGACGGCCGGACGCCAGUGAUACAGGACGGAUCGCAGCAGGCGCAGUUCCUGCUGCACUUGUUCGACGGACAGGCAGGUUCGAGCUCGUCCGAGUGUUCGGGCAGUGCAGGUGACGCAGAGACGAUCGAGUUCCCGCAGUCGCAGUCGCAGGACUGCAGCCAGGCAGGUUCAGGGUCGGUGGAGAGUGAGGCCGACGCGUUGGGCUUUACGUUGGGCUCGAAUGGACUCGAGGUCUCGGUCGGAUCGGUGGAUGUCGCUGUGGGCUCCGCUGGUAUUGAUGUCUCGGCUGGUUCGGGGUCUACAGGGCUGGGAGUGUCGGUGGGUUCGGGAGGACUUGGCGCAACGGUCGGCUCGGGCGGACUCGAUGUCUCAGUAGGAUCAGGAUCGGCAGAGUUAGGAGCUUACAUUGGCUCUGGAAGUCUCGAGGCCACGGUGGGGUCCCAUGGCUUGGACGUCUCGGUCGGUUCACAUGGCCUAGACGUCUCGGUGGGAUCACAUGACUUGGAUGUGUCGGUCGGCUCUGGAAGUGUAGGCGCUACCGUUGGAUCGGGUGAUCUCGACGUCACAGUUGGCUCUCGUGGCGUUCACCUUGACGCUACUGUCGGAUCGAGUGAUAUCGACGCCACUGUAGGCUCGCGUGGCAUUCAUGUUGACGCCAGUUCCAGGAACGUUGACGCUAGUGUUGGAUACGAGGGUGUCCACAUUCAAGGCACAAGUUUACCCAACGUCGAUGCAUCUGUAGGCUCUCACGCCAUUCACAUGGCUGCCAGCUCGUUGGACGUUAACACUGCAGUCGCCUCUCAUAUCUAUGAGACUUCUAGGAUCACUCCAGCCCCCACCACCCCCAUCGAUACAAGUAUUACCCAGACUGCUGACGGGUCUGGUGGUGUUCAGCUUAUCGUUGGAUCGAGUGAUGACAGCGCAGCCGCUGCAUCUCCAGAAAACCCUGAGGAGCGAUCGAUUAUCCUUCAGGGGACAUCAGCACCGGCGGCUUCGACUGAGGAAACUCCUUCGCCAGCAUCAGCCAGUAACUUCACAGCCUCCACGGAGGCAACUCCUGCACCUGCGGCAUCGAGCAACUUGACAUCCACUACGGCGGAAACGGCGGUGCCAACGGAAGCAUCGUCGCAGGCGAACUCGACGGCAACGGGCUCAUUCAGCGGAUCGGAGGAAGUUGUCAAGGUUUUCUCGCUCACAGCUAGCAACAGCUCCUCGAGCGAGUCCGAAUCCGGGAGCAAAAGCUGGUGGAGUAGCAGCGGCGUGGAGUACGUGCCUUACACGUCAACAUACUGUCGGUGUAACCCAACGGAGUGCCAGAAUGAGCAUCCCGGCGAGUCUAGCGGGUCCACAUGCGAAAGCAAGCUGUCCGAUGGCUCGUGCCCGUCGGGAUAUAAGACCUGUGUCUCAACCGACUCGUACAAGGUCUCAACAUCGACAGUCACCCCCAACAGUGUUGCGGAGGCUACCUUCACCCUUCUGGCUGCGGAUAUCAUCGGAGCGUUCUACAACUUGGGCGAGGAAGAUCCCAUGACGCGUAAGAGCAAGUGGUGGAUCACCAUCUCGCUCCCAAGCGGGUGGAGAUUUGUGGCCUGGGAAAACACGGCAGUUGACGUGACGCUGCGUGACGACAGCAAUGAGACCUCUGCCACUCAUCGGGUCCACAGCUGCGCGGACGUGACGAGCAGCAAGAACUGCGAUAGCGAUUCCCACCGUUACGGCUUCGUCAGCGUUAUGGAUCUGCUCGAAGGCCGUGAGGAUUUGAUGACGUCGAACUCCGGGGGACCGAUGUCGUUCGUACUAUCCCAGAGUAUCAUCACAGGAUCCAGCGCUUCCAGCAGCUCCGUGGGCGUGAGCGUGUCGCUGUCUUACGAGACGUCAAGUGGGACGCUGAAAUCUGCAGCUACCUCUAGGCGCACACGGGAGCUGACGGUGAUUACGUCUGGGUCAAGUAUUGCAUCGACCUCAGCCCAAGAUUUGAGCGCGUUAACGCUUGCUACGAUGGCGUUGCCUCCCGUCAGAAAAGGGCGUUUGGAUUCAUCGCUCUUGUGGAUGGAAGAAGAUACCGAGAUUAUGAUGCUGUCCUUUUCGACGUCCUCCAUCGUUGGCCCCAAUUCGGACAACCCCAAGGUGUGUGCCAACUUGCGCUCGGCAUACUGCGCGAGCAAAGGACGUGAACCUGUCUCCACUGUAACCUUUGGGUCUUCUGCGGCGGCCUCAUACGUCCAAGGUGGAAACCCGUUCCUGAACCUGUAUGCCGAUCCGGGUGAGACCAACCUCAACAUCGAGAGCGACAACGCUACCUACUUCUGCGUGACGGACCUUCUGCCGUCGGGUGUCAAGACCAAUGACUCGUGGGAGAUCAGGACGACCUUCACGUUCCAAAUCCAAGUGACGAAUGUGGCGUGGACGGGAGACGAGGACCAGGAGGAUGACUACACUAGUGGGUUCCGUUUACCCGCGCUCAGCGAGGUCACUCUCAUGGACGAUAGCGAUGUGAUAGGGAGCGAUUGCGCACAAACGGUGGUGCACUCGAAGACAUACUCGAAGUACACUCUGAGUGUGUACAGCGUGAUGUCGAUCACAUUCUUCGCUGUGGCGUUGGCUGGUGCUAUCCUCGUCACUCGAAUGAACGGAAUCUCCUUCUCGAGACCGACGUUCUACAACGAUAUGACAUCGCUCUCUGUGAUGAUGAUCUUCGUUCUGUGCAUCGUUGGCAACGCUAUUUGGAUCAGCGUCUCGACCAAGGCGUCAUCCGCCAGCGGAACGGACAUUUAUUACCUGCUCUACGCCAUUUCUGUGUGCUUCACGUGGACGAUGAUGACGUCGGUGUGUUUCCACUGGGGCACUGUGCUGUUCCACGACGUGGGGGCGUCAGGGCGGUUGAUCGUGUUCAUCAUUUACGUGAUCAUCAACGUGGCGUUCUACGGUUUCCAGCUCUUCGGAGUCGUGAGUCUCACCGACUUCUACAAGUGCACGUACGACGACUACCUCAAGAAUCCUUUCUACUCCAUGCGGCUAUGCUCGGAUAACUAUUGCCCCGAUCUGCAGCCAACACAGUGGAAGUACGCGGUGAACAACAUUUGCAAGGAUGUGAGCUACUCGGACUGGUUCUUCCCACUGCAGCAAAGUGCCGAGCUGCUGAUCUUCCUCACAUCCGUGGCGUUGCUGGUGCUGGGAACGUUCGUGAUUCAGCGCGGUGUGCGCUUGAUCGAUCAAUCUGGCGAUAUUUUUGAUGACCACGUGGUGAAGGUGAUGAAGAAGUCGUUGAUCACGUACCUGGCGGUGAUUCUCUCGAUCGCACUCGUGCUCGGAACGUCUUGCAUCAUGAACUCCAUCCUCCACUGGAAGAACUGGACCAUCAACUCUGUCGUGUGGUACAUUUUCUCCAUUUGGCUUCCGACUCUUGUGCCUCCGAUUGGCUUCUUGCUCUUGCAGUGGAAUCCCCGGCUACACGGUAUGAAUUGGAACCCUUCGUUGCACGUAAAAGACCCGCAGCUGCUUCAUCGCACCAUGUCGAGUAUUUCCGAUAAGGUUGAGAGCGGAAAGUAUGCCCUUCCUUUGGAUGCCUCGGGACUGAGCGAUGGUUGGGCAGGCAUCCUGCGCUUUCCCGAUACGGAGUACAACCCUAUCGGUCAGGAGAGUGUGGAUGGCACGCAGAAUGUGCUCGCGCUAGCUGUCCAGCUCGUGUCGCCGAUCUCGCUUACGCACGCGUGCUUUGUCGAGCUCUACGUUGCGGAGAAUACGGCUUCGGAGGCUGGCGAGAACGAUGUCACGGGCGAAGAUCACUACGAAGAUCUUCCGAUGCUGAGCUACCGUCGCUCCUCGAUCAGUACGUUCAUCGAGACCGGACUGCACCAAGAAGGGAUUCUCAGCCGUCGUAGCCAUUCGUUGUCGCUACUUGGCGGUGGAGCCUUGCCCACGCCUCUGCCUGCUUCCAAUCCGGGAGCGAAGUGGUCACGCGUGGGCUUCACCGAGACAGUUUUGCCCACUCUGGUGACGGCAAACUCCGAAAACGGCGUGACGCAGAUCGCGACGUUCUUGUCGGUGCUUCAGAUCCCGGUGAUGCCUGCCAACCCACUGCUUCGCUUCGUGGUGUACGAGAUCCCGGAGAAGACCUCGUCGCCGUCAGUAGACGGCGACCUGCGCGAGUCCCGCCAAAUGAUGCGUGCAUCUUCCCUAAAGCUCGAUGAGCGCGCUCGAAUUGCACGUGUGUCUGGCAUGGGCAUGGCUCCUCCCUCUCGGCCCAAGGUGUUCUGUGAAUUCUCCUGUGCGUGCGAUGACAUGCUGGCGUCUGACGAGGUGAAUUUGGUGGCUCGACAAGUCUCCUACCGCAAUCGGUCGCCCAUUCCGACAAUGCUCAGCGAUGGAACUGGCACCGAGUCACCGAAUGUAGCGGCUGCAACUGGUGCUGCUACCCCCGAAGUGGACCCCUCGGUGCCACGCUUGCGGGUCAAAUCCAUGACUGUUUCCCCGCGUCAGCUGAAGGAGAACUCGGGUUUCUACAUUUCCAAGAGUUUCCAGUUUGCUGAAGGGGAUGAAAUGGUGAUCGAAGACAUGGUUGAAAGUCCACUCACGAACGAGCUGCCCCGACAGUACCUGGAGCUGCUGGUUGCCGAGCGCGCGGACGAUCUAGCGCGUGCGCAGGCUGACGCCGCGGGCUUUGAAGCGAGGGUGAAGAGUGGCCUGGUUGGUAACUUGUACGACAACCUGAUCGAGCAGAUCCAGGGUGAGAACGACCAGACCGUGGUCCAAACGUGGCUGAACGACCGGGUGCAGCAGCGCAAGAUGUACCUCGAAGGACUACAGGAGUGCCACCAGGUGUGUAUCGACCGAGCGGAGGAGGGGCUUAACUUCAAGGCGAGUACCGAAAAGAAGAGCCUCGUGCUGCGGUUCCUGCCUAUCAACCUGCAUGUGCAAGACAUGUGGGUAGGCCCCACAGCCGACCUGCGCUCGCAACGAUCAAGACGGACUUCUCCCCACGUGAAAGUCUAUCCGACGGUAACUGUUGGCGCGUUCGCUGCUCACUGCUUCAAGUUCCGUCACAAUGGAAGCAUCCUGAGUCUUCGAGCGACGCUGCAGAAGCGCUCACUGUCCCACGUGCAGAGUGAUGUGUCGGAGCAGAGCGGCGCUGGCGCUGACAUGGUGGACUGGAGCAACGCGGACGUCCGUUCUACCGACGAGACACGAUGGCACCUCACAACGCGGUUCGAUAUGUGCUUGUCACAGGCGCUGACGGCGUUGGUCGCUUCGUUCUGCCGCCAGCUGGAGUACUCACUGCAGCACCCGACGGACCGCAGCUUUCUGCACACGAUCGAGUCCAUUGGCUUCCUGUUCCAGGUCGAGUCGUUGCUGUCGACUCAGGGCAAGGAGAUCGGAAUGCUGGAGGAUUUCUCUGCUGCGGUUGAUGGGCUCAAGCACGUCACCUUCGUGCUCGACACGUCACCGCCUGCGCACCUCCCGUCAACGCUGCUUAACUUGCACAUGAAGAACACGCCGCUACCGGGCGUUGUGUCGGUGCGCUUGAGCAGGGGAUCUGCCAAGGGGACCUUCACCGUCGCUGUCGGUGUGCGCUGCUCUGAAGACAUUCGGGCGUCAAUCCCGUCCACAAUCCGCUCGGGCGGCUCCAUUUCCGUCACGCCGGUGAUCUUCACUCAAGGCAUCAAUGAGAUGCAGACGCUGGCCAACAACGCCAGCAGCAAGAAGACGACUCUGCAGGACAUCAUCAACCGCAAGAGCUUCUUCGUGCUGACCCGCCACGUCGAGAAGUACAAGCAGCUUGCGGCUCAAAGGCCGGACACGGUGCCUACGCCUGUGAGUACCAUCACGCCUCUCCUCGAGUCGCUGGAGGGGCGUAUUGCAACAGCGAGCAAGCGGCAAGUGGUGAAGUCCAAGCACCCGAAGAUCAUCCAGGAGAGCUCGCAUUUGUGCCGACUGCUGGGUGCCGGCCGCGUGACCUCGUGCAAGAGUGCCAAGGACCGCACGGGCAUGUCGGUGACGCUCGAGCAGGUGCGUCUGCUGAGCGAGAACCACGGUCUGCCCGAGGAGUUCGCGGUGCGCACAGUGUCGACCAUGCGCAGCAACGGCGUGCGGCUGGAGAACGCUCUCAAGAACACGGGCAAGCGCCAGUACGCCUUCAACGCGUUGCAGCGCUCGCUGCUCCCGGACGAGUACAAGUGUCCCGAGGGCACGUACGGCCGCGGCAACCAGCGGCAAUUGCUGACGGAUUCCAAUCUUUCCGAUCAAGAUCGACGACAAGUGCGCUACAUGCAACGCGAGCUACUUCAGGGCAUGAAGGAGCAGGAAGAAGAAUUGAGGAGCCUCAACUCGGACAAGUUCGAUGCUGCCGCGGGGGACGUGGAUGAGCUGUACCAGCACGUGCACUACCCCCGCGAGGGGAACUUGGACAGUCUGUGCUUGGAUGAGCUCGAGACUGCCGUGGGGAAGCAGUCCAAGAUGCUGAGCGGCACGGAUAUGACCAAGUUUAAGGCCCUGGACUUAAUAAACGCAGGAAGUCGAGAAUGCACCACCGCAUCGACUGAGUUUGACUGGGAUGGACUGGGAGUGGCUGUGGGGUCUUGCUUCCAAUCGGUCCCGGACACGAAUGUCUUGUUCGGUCGGUUGGAUACGACGGUGGCCGAAAAGAAGCAGAGGAAGGCCCCACGUCGAGCACCCAAGGACGUAACCGCGCAGGCAGCCGAGCCCAAGCUCUACACAGCCAAGGCAAAGGAUACUGAAGGAGCCCAAGCUCGUCGGCUGAAAGUUCUCGAGACGGCCGUUGCCCGCGAGUCUGGAGGAAAAGCGUCGCUGUUCAACGCAACGCUGGAUCCAACGAGCUUCGAGCAGACCAUUGAGAAUUUGUUCGACACGUCCUUCUUGGUGAACCAAGGCGUGCUGGGGAUUGGAGUGGACGAAACCACGGGGUUACCUUACAUCGAGCAAACGACUGCGGAACACGGUGACGGUGCUGAAAGAGAGCAAUCAAUCAUCAGCCUCACUCCAGCUCAGUGGGAAGAGCUCGCAAGUGCAUACGGCCGCGAUGAGCCUUUGGUUGGCCACCGCUCCAACCACGACGACGGCAAGAGAUUUUUACGCGGUGACAAGGUCAACGAAGAGAGAACAACAUUCAACGACGAGCUGAUCAACCAAUACCUGCACCUGUUCGAAGGUUGGGCAAGAAACAAGCAGACGCCUGAGCACCUCUUCAUGUACCUGGGACUCCCCGGAAUCAUGAAGAAGGCUUACAUCAAGGGGAGAUGGAACUUGCUGCUACAAAACGAGAAUUUCAUCAUGUACCGCAAGUACGAGAAGUACUUGCAUCUCCUGAAGAACGGUGAGCACUGA